AUGUACGGAGUGUUUCGAGACGCCGCUGUUGGGCAAUGCCUACGAUUCCUCACUCGCAGCAGACUUGCCGCCUUUCCAGAACAAUCUACAUCCUUCAAGAUCCCUGAAGAAUACUCCGCUUCCUGCCCUGAGCCUUCUACGAACCACACAUCCGAGUCCACGACGGACGAAACCGACGCUGAUGAGAGAAGGUCAACCAUUGGACGUGAUCAGCUAAACAAUUAUGACCCCGAAAACGGCGAGGACACGAAUACCAAUGGCUCAGCCGGUACAAAAAGUCCACAUCAAAAUUUUGAAGAAGACUAUGUCCUCGUUACCUGGUACUCAGAGCAGGAUCCAGACAACCCCCAGAAUUGGUCUCAUUUGAAGAAAGGAUGGCUGUCCUUCCUCAUCCUUCUGUACACCUUCACCGUUUACCUAGGCUCCUCGCUCUAUGUCGCGGCUAUUCCGGACCUUACCGAGAUUUUCAACGUCAGUCAGGUGGGUGCAUCUCUCGGUCUGUCACUCUACGUUUUCGGCUACGGCGUUGGACCACUCUUGUUCUCUCCGCUCUCCGAGAUCCCGGCCGUUGGCCGAAAUGGUCCGUAUAUCCUUCCAUUUUUCAUCUUUGUUGUUCUUAUUGUUCCAGCCUGUCUUGUCGACAAUAUGGCUGGGUUGCUGGUCCUUCGAUUUUGGCUGGGAUUCUUCGGCUCGCCUUGUCUGGCCACCGGAGGGGCAAGUUAUGGAGAUUUCUACGGAGCCAAAGAGAUGCCGUACGUGAUUGCAUUGUGGGGUGGUGGUGCAACGUUAGCGCCGGCGCUGGGCCCAUUAAUCGACGGCUUCGCCGUACAAGAAAUGAACUGGAGAUGGAACUCCUGGGAACUCCUCUGGUUAUCCAGCUUCACUUUCGUGCUCAUGUUCGCCGCUCUCCCCGAGACAUCCUCCGACACGAUCCUGCUCCGUCGAGCGCAACGACUACGCGCCCUUACAGGCCGUACCGACCUCAAAGCCGAAUCUGAAGUCCGACAAGCCAAAAUGUCUCCCCGAGCCAUCGUCUUCAACGCCCUGAUUAAACCCUGGGAAAUCAACAUUCUCGAUCCAGCCGUGUUGUUUACCACCGCCUACACCGCGCUCAUUUACGGGAUAUACUAUUCUUUCUUCGAAUCUUUUCCGAUCGUCUACGGAGGUAUCUAUGGCUUCAACUUGGGGCAGAUCGGUCUUGCAUUUCUGGCUGUGUUGGUCGGACUCGUCAUCGCCGUGAUGAUGUAUUGUUCGUACUUCUACUUCUAUGCCGAUGCGAGAAUGGCUGGUGCCGCUCCUGGAUCGGUUCCUCCGGAAGCUCGUCUGUGGCCAGGGCUUGUCGCAACCUUUUUCAUCCCCAUCGGUCUAUUCAUUUUCGCCUGGACAGCCCGUUCCAACAUCCAUUGGGUCUUCAGCCUUGUCGGAAUCGCACUUAGCAUGUUCGGCGUCUUCAUUAUCACUCAAUGCAUGUUCAUCUACCUUCCCUUCACAUACCCUCGAUAUUCUGGGUCUCUGUUCGCCGCUAACGGGUUCGCACGCGCGGCUUUCGCUGCCGGUGCCAUCCUCUACGCUCGUCCCAUGUUUGAUCAUCUUGACGUGCCGGGCGCCGCUAGCUUGUUGGGUGGCCUCACGGCACUAUGUAUCUUUGGGAUCUAUGCGAUUUACUUCUUCGGCGCGAGUUUGAGGAAGAGGAGUCGAUUUGCGGUUUCUUGA
Molecule: messenger RNA, 1713 nt
Organism: Rhinocladiella mackenziei CBS 650.93
Lineage: Eukaryota; Fungi; Ascomycota; Eurotiomycetes; Chaetothyriales; Herpotrichiellaceae
Exons: 3
Coding region: 1-1713 (570 amino acids)
Biological process (GO): xenobiotic detoxification by transmembrane export across the plasma membrane
Molecular function (GO): fluconazole transmembrane transporter activity
Source: RefSeq, a predicted model, not a curated record